AUGGCGGGGCCUUUGAAAAAGGGUCUCUCGAACAUCCUCAAGAAGUAUCCCGAUGACAUUGUUAUACUAUCCUCCCUUCGAACUCCUAUAACACGUUCAUACAAAGGAGGUCUCAAAGAUGCCUACCCAGAAGAGCUUCUCUCAACUGUUCUUCGCGCCACACUAGCCGCAAAUCCAAACCUUGACCCGUCAUUGAUAGAAGAUGUGGCAGUUGGCGUUGUCCUCUCCGAAUUAGGUGGCUCGAAAGCAGGCCGUAUGGCGGCAAACCACGCCGGUCUCCCCACAAGCACAUCCUUCUACACAGUCAACCGAGCCUGUUCCUCUAGUCUGAGCGCCAUCACCGCAGUAUCGCACCAGAUCCAGUCCGGGAUGAUUAAUAUCGGUAUUGGAGGGGGAACAGAGAGUAUGACACGGAAUUAUGCUUCGAAAGCUAUACCUAUAGAUCUCUGGCCUGAAUUGAAGGAUGCCGAGAAGGAUGUCAAGGAUUGUAUCAUGCCAAUGGGUCUUACAUCCGAGAAUGUUGCUGAGAGGUACAACGUAUCGAGAGAAGACCAGGAUGCAUUUGCCGUAGCGUCACAUCAACGAGCUACGAAAGCGCAGGCUGAGGGGCUAUUUGAGAAGGAAAUCGUGCCAGUCGAGACAAGAUUCCAGGAGGUUAAUAAAGCCGGAGAAAAGGUAGGGGAUUUGCAGCAGGUUACCGUUAGUAAAGACGAUGGAAUAAGAACGAAUGCGAGCCUGGAGGGAAUGGCGAAGUUGAAACCCGCGUUCAAGAAGGAUGGCACUUCAACUGCUGGCAACAGUUCCCAGAUAUCGGAUGGUGCAGCUGCGACUCUACUACUUCGUCGAAAUACAGCGACCGAACUCGGCUUGACGUCUUCAAUAAUAGGGAAAUGGGUUGGGUCAGCUGUUGCUGGUUGUGCGCCAGAUGAGAUGGGUAUUGGUCCCGCAAUUGUCAUUCCAAAGUUACUAGAGAAACACGGGCUGAAGAAUGAGGAUAUUGGGUUAUGGGAGAUCAAUGAGGCGUUUGCUAGUCAGGCUAUUUACUGCUUGAGGAAGUUGGGAUUAGAGAGUGCUAUGGAGGAGGGAAGGGUAAAUCCUAAAGGUGGUGCUAUUGCGUUAGGACACCCGCUGGGCGCUACUGGAGCGAGGAUGCUGGCCGGACUCUUACCAGAGAUGGAAAGGCAGGGUCUACAGACUGGAGUUAUAAGUAUGUGUGUCGGAACUGGAAUGGGUAUGGCCGGACUGUUUGUCAGAGAGUAG
Messenger RNA from Glarea lozoyensis ATCC 20868, 1260 nucleotides. Its product is annotated as Thiolase-like protein. Gene Ontology annotation, cellular component: peroxisome. Bases 1 to 1260 code for a protein of 419 amino acids. Lineage: Eukaryota; Fungi; Ascomycota; Leotiomycetes; Helotiales; Helotiaceae. Gene Ontology annotation, molecular function: acetyl-CoA C-acyltransferase activity. The transcript has 2 exons. The record is from RefSeq and is a predicted model, not a curated record. Gene Ontology annotation, biological process: phenylacetate catabolic process; fatty acid beta-oxidation.